Messenger RNA from Caretta caretta (loggerhead turtle), 3121 nucleotides. RefSeq names its product ecto-NOX disulfide-thiol exchanger 1 (gene ENOX1). Gene Ontology annotation, biological process: ultradian rhythm. The record is from RefSeq and is a predicted model, not a curated record. Gene Ontology annotation, molecular function: NADH dehydrogenase activity; protein disulfide isomerase activity; RNA binding. Gene Ontology annotation, cellular component: external side of plasma membrane; plasma membrane. Lineage: Eukaryota; Metazoa; Chordata; Testudines; Cheloniidae.
CCUCUUGCUGAUUGGCUGGAGGGGCAAACUCUUCCCAGCCCUCCAGCCUGGGGAGCCUGCGCUGAGGAGCAGCAUCACUGGACCCUGGGUGAAGCCAUCCCUGGAAAGUCUCUCUCUGCAGUUUCCAGGACAGUUUGGUUGUAACUAAAGAGCAACUGUACUAGAUCUUGGUCACUGAAGGUGAAGCAAUCUUUGGAUACAUGCUUCUACAAACCUGGUGAAGAUAUACUACAAACAGGAUUGGCCAUGAGACUCUUUAACCUUCCUUCAGAAGUACGCUAAUGGGGCUGCUGAUAAGCAAUCUGCUUUUGUAAAGCGCCUAAUGAACUGUGUGUGGAGUCUGCAUUCAGUGACAGACAUAUUUUCCCAUUGCAAGAUGUUAUUAAUACAGUAGUGGAUACGUUCCUACUUGAAGUCAGUCAGUGACAAAAGGAACCAGUUUAAACGAUGGCUGCUGCCGCUGAUGGUUUGGGAAGUACAACUAUAGAUACCACACAACUUAAUAUGUCAGUCACUGAUCCAACAGCUUGGGCCACCGCUAUGAAUAACCUCGGGAUGGUUCCAGUAGGAUUAGCUGGACAACAGCUUGUGACAGAUUCAAUCUGUGUACCAGGCUUUGAUCCAAGCCUCAGCAUGAUGACUGGAAUAACUCCAAUUAACCCGAUGAUACCAGGCAUGGGGUUAGUACCGCCGCCACCACCAACAGAUGUGCCUGUAGUCAAAGAAAUAAUUCACUGCAAAAGCUGUACACUCUUCCCUCCAAACCCAAAUCUUCCACCACCUUCCACAAGAGAGAGACCUCCUGGGUGUAAGACUGUGUUUGUUGGAGGUUUACCAGAAAAUGCUACUGAGGAAAUUAUUCAGGAAGUCUUUGAGCAGUGUGGAGAUAUUACAGCUAUUCGGAAAAGCAAGAAGAAUUUUUGUCACAUUCGUUUUGCAGAGGAGUUCAUGGUUGAUAAAGCCAUUUACCUUUCUGGUUACCGCAUGAGAUUAGGAUCUAGCACAGACAAAAAGGAUUCAGGUCGCCUUCAUGUUGAUUUUGCUCAGGCAAGAGAUGACUUUUAUGAAUGGGAAUGCAAACAAAGAAUGCUGGCCAGAGAAGAACGCCAUAGGCGCAAAAUGGAAGAAGACAGACUACGACCUCCCUCUCCUCCGGCAAUAAUGCAUUAUUCUGAACAUGAAGCUACUUUGCUGGCUGAAAAAUUGAAAGAUGACAACAAAUUUUCAGAGGCCAUCACAGUGCUGCUUACCUGGAUUGAGCGAGGUGAGGUGAAUCGUCGCUCUGCAAAUCAAUUCUAUUCAAUGGUGCAGUCAGCAAAUAGUCAUGUUCGCCGACUUAUGAAUGAGAAAGCCACUCAUGAGCAAGAAAUGGAACAAGCCAAGGAGAGUUUUAAAAAUGCCUUAACAGGGAUCCUCACUCAAUUUGAGCAGAUUGUGGCCGUUUUCAACGCUUCUACCAGACAAAAAGCUUGGGACCAUUUCUCGAAAGCUCAGCGAAAGAACAUAGACAUUUGGCGAAAGCAUUCUGAGGAACUCCGGAAUGCUCACAGCGAACAGCUCAUGGGGAUCCGCCGUGAAGAGGAGAUGGAAAUGUCUGAUGAUGACAGCGGUGACAAUCCCAGCAAAAAGCUGAGAAUAGAUGAAUCAGCUCUAACAGCCCAAGCUUAUGCACUGAAGGAAGAGAAUGACAGCCUCCGAUGGCAGCUGGAUGCUUACAGAAAUGAGGUGGAGCUUCUAAAACAAGAGAAAGGACAACUCUUUAGGACAGAAGAAAGUCUCACAAAGGACCAACAGUUGCAAUUUCUGCAGCAGACUAUGCAAGGCAUGCAGCAGCAAUUGCUGAGUAUACAGGAAGAAUUAAAUAACAAAAAAUCCGAACUGGAGCAAGCAAAAGAAGAACAAACACAUACACAAGCCAGGCUUAAAGUUCUUCAGGAGCAGUUAAAAAGUGCCAAGGAGUUAGCAGAGAUCAACGGCCAUGACGAAUCUCAGGCAAAUGAAAUCAAUGUGUUGACAGUAGCAUUGGUCAAUCAAGAGAGAGAGAAAAAUUCUGAGAAACGAAGCCAAGGUCUAAGAUCAGAGAAAGAGGCGCUGUUAAUAGGUAUCAUAUCCACAUUUCUUCAUGUCCAUCCUUUCGGCGCCAAUAUAGAAUACCUUUGGUCUUACAUGCAGCAACUGGACUCUAGGAUCUCUGCAAAUGAAAUAGAAAUGCUUUUGAUGAGAUUGCCACGCAUGUUUAAACAAGAGUUCACUGGUGUAGGAGCAACAUUGGAAAAGAGGUGGAAGUUUUGUGCCUUUGAAGGAAUUAAAACUACCUGACUGUGAAUAGUAAAGAGGUAUGCAGAAGAAGAAUUCCUAAAGCAUGGCAGGGUUACAAAGUAUUAAAGUAUGAAAUUUGGUUUUGGCACACGGACGUACAUUUUCAGAGUUAUCCAAGCCUAAUUUUAGUUACAUUUGUGACGUUCUCUUGUGAGUGGAAAUGUGGUUGUGCACCAGCUCCUAAAAAUAAAAAUAUAAAAUAUUUUAAAAUGUGACCUAUGAAAACUGAAGAUACCACUGAAGACAGUCAUAACGAUGUCAAGAUAUUAACAUGCUACAUCUAAGAAUAGCUCACUGAGCAAAUGGAUAAGGGAAAAGAUUGCCUAGUUAUGGUUGCUAAGCUACAGCAAUGUAUAUGUAAUAUAUAGCAGAAAUCAUUACGUUAUGUUCCUGAAAGUCUUUCCAUUAAGUAAGUAAUUGUACAGUGAGAAAAAUUAUCCCAAAAGAAAACUUGAAGAUGUGUCUAAACAGUUAUUGUCUUUUGUAAAUUACGUUUUAUGCUGUUCCAGGGAUUUUUGCCUUAUUGAAAGAGGCCUGAAAAUGUGAUUGGACUCCUCGAGAAUGCUUUAUCAAGAAUAUUAUUUUUCUAAUGUAACUAUUCCUCAUUAUAAGUUCCUUUAACAUGGGUUGCAUAUCAAUUUUCAUAAAUGUGUAAAUAAAAAAGAAACCAGUGUUACUGUAUUGUAUUUGGUAUGUAACAUUCAGGUUUAUGCAUCAAAAUAAAUAUUCAGUUCAUUACUGUUGAGGAUUUUAUAGCAAAUAUAUUAAUUUUUUUUCAAUAAAUUUGACUUCUACCAGAUUA